Messenger RNA from Pseudophryne corroboree (corroboree frog), 5795 nucleotides. RefSeq names its product cullin associated and neddylation dissociated 1 (gene CAND1). Lineage: Eukaryota; Metazoa; Chordata; Amphibia; Anura; Myobatrachidae. The coding region runs from base 447 to 4139 and encodes 1230 amino acids. The record is from RefSeq and is a predicted model, not a curated record. Gene Ontology annotation, biological process: protein ubiquitination; SCF complex assembly. Gene Ontology annotation, cellular component: nucleus. The transcript has 15 exons.
CUGGCAGCGCCACCGGAUGCGCCGUGACCUGUGACUCGUCCAGCGUGCGGCACUCUUCCGCCUUGCCACGCCCCCCGCUCGGAGAGCCCCGCCUCAGCAGCAGUAGCAGCUCCGGGGCUGUAUGUGAGACACCCGGGUCACCGCCGCGUCUCUCCUCCCUCCCCGGAGGCCCAGCCGCUGCCAGCUCGCCUGGGUGUGGAUUGCCAGGAAUCGGCGGGUGUGGGCGGGGACUGGCAGGAACGGUCACGCACAGAGGAAGGCGGCCUCCCCCGUUCACAGGCGGUGCUGCGCGCCCCCGGCCCUCUCCCAAGCAGCCGCCAGCGCCUCAGCGACGUCCCGGGCGUGUGGGAGCUGCCGGACAGGCGGGAUAGCGGCUGGCACGGGCGCACGGCCAGGAACACCUCACGGUCUCCAUCACCGGAGCUCCCGGCGGCAGCAGCAGCAGCAUGGCGAGCGCCUCGUACCACAUAUCCAACCUGCUGGAGAAGAUGACUUCCAGCGACAAGGACUUCAGAUUCAUGGCAACUAAUGACUUAAUGACCGAGCUUCAGAAGGACUCCAUUAAGCUGGAUGAUGACAGUGAACGGAAAGUAGUAAAGAUGAUUUUAAAGCUAUUAGAGGAUAAGAAUGGAGAAGUUCAAAAUCUAGCUGUGAAAUGCCUUGGUCCUCUUGUAAGUAAAGUAAAGGAAUAUCAAGUAGAGACUAUUGUGGACACGCUUUGUACCAAUAUGUUGUCUGACAAGGAGCAGCUACGUGAUAUAUCUAGUAUUGGGCUGAAGACUGUAAUUGGAGAGCUUCCGCCAGCUUCAAGUGGAUCUGCAUUGGCUGCAAAUGUCUGCAAAAAAAUUACUGGUCGCCUUACGAGUGCUAUUGCAAAGCAAGAAGAUGUGUCUGUCCAGCUGGAGGCCUUGGACAUUAUGGCUGAUAUGCUUAGCAGACAGGGUGGAUUGCUUGUUAAUUUCCAUCCUUCAAUUCUGAGUUGCUUGCUUCCGCAGUUAACAAGCCCAAGAUUGGCUGUAAGAAAAAGAACAAUUAUUGCUCUUGGUCACCUAGUUAUGAGUUGUGGAAAUAUUGUUUUUAUUGAUCUCAUUGAACAUCUGUUGGCAGAGCUGUCUAAAAAUGAUUCAAUGUCUACGACUAGGACCUAUAUACAAUGCAUUGCUGCGAUCAGUAGACAAGCUGGUCACAGGAUAGGUGAAUAUUUGGAGAAAAUUAUUCCUCUUGUAGUUAAAUUUUGUAAUAUUGAUGAUGAUGAACUGAGGGAAUACUGCAUUCAAGCAUUUGAAUCUUUUGUUAGACGAUGCCCCAAGGAAGUAUAUCCCCACGUAUCCACAAUUAUAAAUAUUUGUCUCAAGUACUUGACAUAUGAUCCCAAUUACAAUUAUGAUGAUGAGGAUGAAGAUGAAAAUGCAAUGGAUGCUGAUGGUGCAGAUGAUGAUGAUCAAGGUAGUGAUGAUGAGUACAGUGAUGAUGAUGAUAUGAGUUGGAAGGUGCGUCGUGCAGCAGCUAAGUGCCUGGAUGCUGUGGUCAGCACUCGACAUGAGAUGCUGCCAGAAUUCUACAAGACUGUGUCUCCUGCAUUAAUAGCUAGGUUUAAAGAACGUGAAGAGAAUGUGAAGGCUGAUGUGUUUCAUGCAUAUCUGUCACUUCUAAAACAGACUAGACCUGUACAAAGCUGGCUCUGUGACCCAGAUGCAAUGGAGCAGGGAGAAACCCCCUUGACAAUGCUUCAGAGCCAGGUGCCGAACAUUGUAAAAGCACUGCAUAAACAAAUGAAGGAAAAGAGUGUGAAGACGCGCCAAUGUUGUUUUAAUAUGUUAACAGAAUUAGUUAAUGUUUUACCUGGUGCUUUGACCCAACACAUUCCUGUUCUUGUACCAGGGAUCAUCUUUUCAUUAAAUGACAAAUCAAGCUCUUCUAACCUGAAGAUAGAUGCUUUAUCAUGUUUGUACGUCAUCCUCUGCAACCAUUCUCCUCAAGUCUUCCAUCCACAUGUACAGGCGUUGGUUUCACCUGUAGUGAUCUGCGUUGGAGAUCCAUUUUACAAGAUCACAUCUGAAGCCCUCUUGGUUACACAACAGCUUGUAAAAGUGAUUAGACCGCUGGAUCAACCUUCCUCCUUUGACGCAGCCCCAUACAUAAAAGAUUUGUUUACAUGUACAAUCAAAAGGCUAAAAGCAGCAGAUAUUGACCAAGAAGUGAAAGAGCGUGCAAUUUCCUGCAUGGGUCAAAUAAUUUGUAGUCUGGGUGACAAUCUGGGAAGUGACCUCCCUAGCACCCUACAGAUUUUUCUUGAAAGGUUGAAGAAUGAGAUCACUCGUUUGACCACUGUGAAAGCCCUAACAUUAAUAGCUGGUUCUCCACUGAAAAUAGAUCUCAGGCCAAUCUUAGGGGAGGGAGUACCUAUUCUUGCCUCCUUUCUCCGGAAGAAUCAGAGAGCCCUAAAACUUGGCACACUUUCUGCUCUAGAUAUCUUGAUAAAAAACUAUAGCGACAGCUUGACCGCCGCAAUGAUUGAUGCUGUGUUGGAUGAGCUUCCACCUCUAAUUAGUGAAAGUGAUAUGCAUGUGUCUCAGAUGGCAAUUAGCUUUCUGACAACGUUGGCUAAAGUAUAUCCAUCCUCUCUGUCAAAGAUUGGUGGAUCUAUCCUUAAUGAACUUAUUGGGCUUGUGAAGUCACCAUUGCUUCAGGGAGGAGCACUUAGUGCAAUGUUAGAGUUUUUCCAAGCCUUAGUGGUCACUGGAACGGCGACUUUGGGCUACAUGGACUUACUCCGUAUGUUGACAGGUCCAGUAUAUGCGCAGAGUACUGCACUUACCCACAAGCAAUCUUAUUAUUCUAUUGCCAAAUGUGUAGCAGCACUUACUCGAGCAUGUCCUAAAGAAGGACCAGCUGUGGUAGGUCAGUUUAUCCAAGAUGUUAAGAACUCUAGAUCCACUGAUUCAAUUCGGCUCUUAGCUUUACUAUCGCUAGGUGAAGUUGGACAUCACAUUGAUCUCAGUGGACAACUAGAGCUAAAAUCUGUUAUACUGGAAGCUUUUUCCUCUCCUAGUGAAGAAGUAAAAUCUGCAGCAUCCUAUGCACUUGGAAGCAUCAGUGUAGGCAACCUUCCAGAGUAUUUGCCAUUUGUCUUACAAGAGAUAACUAGUCAGCCUAAGAGGCAAUACCUUCUACUUCAUUCCCUGAAAGAGAUAAUAAGCUCGGCCUCUGUAGUAGGCCUUAAACCAUAUGUUGAGAAUAUAUGGGCUUUACUACUUAAACACUCUGAGUGUGCAGAGGAAGGAACCAGGAAUGUAGUUGCAGAAUGCUUGGGCAAGCUUACGUUGAUUGAUCCAGAGACACUCUUACCACGGCUUAAAGGCUACUUGAUUGCAGGUUCAUCAUAUGCUCGAAGCUCUGUAGUAACCGCUGUUAAGUUUACCAUUUCUGACCAUCCUCAGCCUAUUGAUCCCCUGCUGAAGAAUUGUAUUGGUGACUUUCUGAAAACGUUGGAAGAUCCGGACCUAAAUGUGAGACGCGUAGCCCUUGUAACAUUUAAUUCUGCUGCGCAUAACAAGCCAUCGUUAAUACGAGAUUUGCUUGAUUCUGUGCUUCCACACCUUUAUAAUGAAACAAAAGUUAGAAAAGAACUCAUAAGAGAGGUGGAAAUGGGUCCCUUCAAGCACACUGUUGAUGAUGGGCUAGACAUCCGGAAAGCAGCCUUUGAGUGUAUGUACACUCUUCUUGACAGUUGUCUGGACAGACUUGACAUAUUUGAAUUCUUAAAUCAUGUUGAAGAUGGUUUAAAGGAUCACUAUGACAUAAAGAUGCUGACAUUUUUAAUGUUGGUAAGACUGUCGACCCUAUGUCCAAGUGCCGUACUGCAGAGACUGGAUAGGCUGGUAGAACCAUUGCGUGCCACAUGUACAACAAAGGUGAAGGCAAACUCUGUGAAACAGGAAUUUGAGAAGCAGGAUGAACUGAAGCGCUCUGCAAUGAGAGCAGUGGCAGCACUUUUAACCAUUCCUGAAGCAGAAAAGAGCCCUUUGAUGAGUGAAUUCCAGUCUCAGAUCAGCUCAAACCCUGAACUGGCAGCCAUAUUUGAGAGUAUACAAAAAGAUACUUCCUCUGCUAAUCUGGAAUCAAUGGACACAACUUAAAUAUUCACACUGGAGUGGGACCAUAACAUUAAACCAUAUAAUGCACUGAAACUGACCAGUUCUAAGAAUGAAAUAUCUUAAGUUUAAGCUUCACAAUGUUCAGACUUUCUUUACAGUUUACAGAGAUGGUUUGGCUUAAUUCCAUUGUUGCUUUUUGUAGCAUUUAUUCCAGGAAUAAUCUGAUUCCAUAAUCAAGGCUAUUGGUUCAGCCAUUUUAAAGAUGGUUAUAGUUUAUAGAUUGAUGUUUGGAAAGACCUUCCAGCAUCUUUUUCCCUGUAAUGUUUAGGAUUAAAACUUUCAGAAUUGGACCAUGAAAACCUUUUUUUACUCCUUUUUCCUCCCCCUCUAUUUUCAUGCAGGUGAAUACAUGGCUUUUUGUACAAUUUAUCUCCUGUUCUUUUGAUUUAGCUACAUAAAAGGCUUCUGGCUUGCAGAUCAAAGUCUUUGUAAUAAUUAUUACACUAGACAUGUUUGAAAAGUAAAGAUUCCCCCUAAUCUGUGGUGUUAGAACUCUAUCCCUAAUCUGCACUUCAUUUGCAUGACUGGGUUCACAAAUAUAUAAUGGCUGUAAAAUAGCAUGCAUUUUUACAGAGUGCAUAAGGACCUCUCAAGCGCAGAAUAAUGAGCUUGUAAGUGCACUCUGGUACAGUAAUACUGUACGUUGUUCUACAGCAUCAUUGCAGAACACAUAAGCAGAGUACCACACCUGCUCUACUGCUUUAUAGAUAUCCUUUCUCAUCAAGAUUUUUAAAACUUGUAUGAAAAAUAUGACUUUUGUUGAACAGUUGGCCAAUUUCUUUGAAUGGGUGGUAACAUAACAUAAAUUGCCAUUUUGAAAACAAAUAGAUGAGGUUUUGUUCAGACUACACACAAUUUUUUUUUCAAUGAAAACAAUAAAUAAGUGGCUCAUGCGUGGCUUUUAUUUUGCUUUACACAAUGCACCUAGAUUUGCGCAACUGUUGUGUACAAUUUGGAAAUCUAAUGUGUACGUGAGAACAAUGAAUUUCAAACUGAGUGAAAGUGUUUAACUUGUUGUGUUGAUCAUUAGAGUGCCGGCUGAGUAAAGCCAUUUCCAUGUCCGAGAGAAUUCGGAACAGAAUUUGAUACCUGUUCAGUUGUCUUACACAUAAUAGUGAUCUGACUUGUAAAGAUCUGAUUCAAAUUGGUAACUACAGCUCCGCAUGUUGGCCUUUUAUGCAGAUUUCCUUGUAGCCGUGGACCUAUACUAAACUAAGCCACAUCUUGGGGGUUUUUUUUCUGAGAAUUAUCUCAAAUACCUUACUUGCUGGGCUUUGCCUGUGGUGUGCCUGCAUGUUAAAUAAGACCUAAGUUACAAUUUUAUAUAUCAAUUUUAAGAAUGAUCACAAGACCAUUUAAUCUGCCAUGUGACUGAUGUAAAUAUGUUAUACACUUUAAAGCUAUUUAGUUUUGUAACAUAUCCAUUAAGUACCAAAAAUCCUGCACACGUCUGAUGCUUAUUGCUCCUAUUGGUAGAGCGUUUUAAGUAAGUUUUUUGACCAGUUCAGUCUAAAGAAAUUAUUUUGUAACUUGGGUCAAAUGUUGGUUUUUAGCAUAACCAGUUUGCUAAUUUGGUUCUGUAAUAUAACCUGUCAGAAUUGUAAUAGUUCUCCCACUAUUAAAGGUGUGUGUCUAGGA